CCGGAAACGCGCUUGAUCGCAGUUGGUCUUCACCUUGCUAAGCGAAAGUGACAGUCGCUGGUUCAUGAGGAGAGAGGAGAAGUUACACACCGCCAAACCUUCGCCUUCUCCUCGCCUUCGCCAUGGAGGCUCGGGUGGGCUUCUCCCGCGAGGAAAUCAACAGCACGGUGUGGGAGGUUCCGGAGAAGUACACUCGGCUCAAGCAGAUCGGAACCGGGGCGUACGGCUGCGUGUGCUCAUCAAUAAACCAGAAGUCUCAGGAGAAAGUGGCCAUCAAGAAGCUCCACAGGCCUUUCCAGUCGGAGAUCUUCGCUAAGAGGGCCUACCGGGAACUGCGCCUGCUCAAACACAUGAAGCACGAGAACGUGAUCGGAAUUCUUGACGUGUUUACGUCUGUUUCCUGCAUCGACGACUUCCAGGACUUCUACCUGGUGAUGCCGUACAUGUUCACGGACCUGUCCAAGGUGCGGGGGCACCUCUCCGAGGACAAAGUUCAGUUUCUGGUCUACCAGAUGCUGUGCGGACUCAGGUACAUCCACAAGGCUGGAAUCAUCCACAGGGACCUCAAACCAGGAAACUUGGCAGUAAACCAAGACUGUGAGCUGAAGAUCCUGGACUUUGGGCUUGCUCGCAGUACUGAUGCUGAGAUGACCGGCUAUGUGGUGACCCGUUGGUACAGGGCGCCCGAGGUCAUUCUGAACUGGAUGCACUACACACAGACUGUGGACAUCUGGUCUGUGGGCUGCAUCAUGGCUGAGAUGAUCAACGGGAAAACCCUUUUCAAAGGCAAAGAUUACAUGGAUCAGCUGACACAGAUCAUGAAAGUGACGGGAGUACCUGGACCAGAGUUCAUCCAGAAACUGGACAGCCAGGAGGCCAAGAAUUAUGUGAAGGCGCUCCCCAAGUACCCUAGGAAAGACUUCUCCACACUGUUCCCCCGGGCCAGUGCCAAAUGCGUGGACCUGCUGGAGAAGAUGCUGGUCCUGGACGGGGACGAGAGGCCCACAGCCGAACUGGCGCUGGAGCAUCCAUACUUUGACGGCCUCCGAGACCUCGACGACCUCCCUGAGCCCGAGCCCUACGACGACAGCCACGACAACGCCACGCUGGCCCUGGAGGAAUGGAAGCGGUUGUGUUUCCGAGAGGUGAAGAGCUUUGUGCCCUUCCCCCGCAGAGACUCCAAGAGGAAAAACACGCUGACUAUGACUCCAUGACUUAUGAUUGAAUGUCAUGUAAAUAUGAAUAUGUAUGUAUGAAUUCAUAUAUAUAUAUAUAUAUAUAUAUAUAUAUAUAUAUAUAUAUAUAUAUAUAUAUAUAUAUAUAUAUAUAUAUAUAUAUAUAUAUAUAUAUAUAUAUAUAUAUGCAAUGUAUGCUUCUGUUCCGAUUUGACUCUUGCACUGGUAUUAUGUUUACAUUAGAAACAGUUUUGACACACUUCUUUCAAGUGGAGGUGUAAAACUUGGUUUCUCCUUACAUUGCUCUGCAAAUUCAACAAAAGUGUGCUAGUACACAGUCCCAGAUACAGUAGUAGUGUAGUAUUAUAAGUACCCCAAUGUCAGAUGGGUUAUAUUACAGUUUUUGUAUUAUUUGUAUCAUUUACAUUUCCACUUUAUUUUAAGACAAACAUGUAUAUAAUCCCCUAAUUUUACUAGUUUUAUGUGAAAUUAUAUUAAAGGUAGUUUUGUUUUUUUGGCCAAAAUGUAAUAUUGAGUCCAUACAUUUAUUUAAAACAAAUAAAGAGAUUAGAUUGUGACUUAAUUUACUAACCUGGUGAUUAAUUAACUAAUGUAAAAAAAAAUCUGAUAAAACUGCAGUCAUUGAUUUAAUGUUUGAAUGUAUGUUAAUAUGAAGUCCAUAUUAAUAUAUAUAUAUAUAUAUAUAUAUAUAUAUAUAUAUAUAUAUUAUAUUGUUACCCACAUACGAAAAACGAGCAGGCACCUGCUGCAUAUGCCACAACAGAAGAAAAAAAAAAAAGAGAUGGACACUUUUACGGAGCGGAGAAGGGACGCCUCGCCGGGGUCCGGGUCCGAGAGGGCCCCACCGGGAGCCAUAGCUGAGGCGAUCCGCGAGAAGGGCCCGACGCACGUCCAGGGUCACCACCGCGCCCACUGCACCGACACCCCGCCUCGUCCGCCUUCGCCGCGGCCGGCGUCACGCGCAGCAGGUAAGCAGCUUACCUGCCCGCCACCCCCGUGGCCGGGGGCUCGUAACAGGGGUCACUCCGCGCGCGCAGCUUACCUGCCCGCCACCCCUGUUGCCGGGGGCGCGUAACAGGGGUCACUCCGCGCGCAGUGCGCUCAUGAAAGGGGUGGGGCUCACCCUGGUUGAUAUAGACAGCAGGACGGUGGCCAUGGAAGUUGGAACCCGCUAAGGAGUGUGUAACAACCCACCUGCCGAAUCAACUAGCCCUGAAAAUGGAUGGCGCUGGAGCGUCGGGCCCACACCCGGCCGUCGCCGGCAGCGAGACGCGCUUGGAGGUGCGCUCAGCGCGGCUCCCAUAUGAUUGCGCACUGGUGUGCGUCUGGGUCGUGACAGCGUGGCACGCGAAUGUCUGUACUGCAUUGGAUCAGUCUCCUUUCUUUAACAGGCAAAAGCUUUAUAACCUCACUAAUGCCUUGCAUCGUCUAUAUUAGAUAUAUAACAACGGGCGGGUGCGGUUCUGAUCAAAUGUUAGAUCGGGUGGAUGGCGGAUGGUUGACGACUUUCUGAUGCGGUUGCGGAUGAAAUAAUUGCCUAUCCGCGCAUCUCUAGUGGGUAUAUAUAUAUAUAUAUAUUAGAGAUGCGCGGUUUGCGGACACAACCGCGGAUUAUCCGCGGAUCGGGCGGUUGAAAUUAAAAAAAAUUAGAUUUGAUCCGCGGGUCGGGUCGGGCGGUUGAAAUAAAAAAAAAUUAGAUUUUAAAUAGAUUCAGGCGGGUGGCAGUUAAACCAAUUCGGAAAUAUAUAUACAUAGUUAAAUGUUGUUACCCACAUACGAAAAACGAGCAGGCACCCUGCAGCAUAUGCCACAACAGAAGAAGAAAAAAAAAAGAGAUGGACACUUUUACGGAGCGGAUAAGGGACGCCUCGCCGGGGUCCGGGACCGAGGCCCCUUCCCCCGAGAGGGCCCCACCGGGAGCCGUAGCUGAGGUGAUCCGCGAGAAGGGCCCGACGCACGUCCAGGGUCACCACCGCGCCCACCACACGACACCCCGCCUCGUCUGCCUUCGCCGCGGCCGGCGUCACGCGCAGCAGGUAAGCAGCUUACCUGCCCGCCACCCCCGUGGCCGGGGGCUCGUAACAGGGGUCACUCCGCGCGCUCCGCCCGCGCAGCUUACCUGCCCGCCACCCCCGUUGCCGGGGGCGCGUAACAGGGGUCACUCCGCGCGCAGUGCGCUCACGAAAGGGGUGGGGCAAGCAGAACUGGCGCUGCGGGAUGAACCGAACGCCGGGUUAAGGCGCCCGAUGCCGACGCUCAUCAGACCCCAGAAAAGGUGUUGGUUGAUAUAGACAGCAGGACGGUGGCCAUGGAAGUCGGAACCCGCUAAGGAGUGUGUAACAACCCACCUGCCGAAUCAACUAGCCCUGAAAAUGGAUGGCGCUGGAGCGUCGGGCCCAUACCCGGCCGUCGCCGGCAGCAAGAGCCGCUAGGGCUAGGCCGCGACGGGGAGGAUGGGCGCCGCGGUGCGCGCUGAAGCCUCGGGCGCGAGCCCGGGUGCGAGUGACAUCGCACCUCCACGCGCUUGGAGGUGCGCUCAGCGCGGCUCCCAGAUGAUUGCUGCAUUGGAUCAGUCGCCUUUCUUUAACUGGCAAAAGCUUUAUAACCUCACUAAUGCCUUGCAUCGUCUAUAUUAGAUAUAUAACAACGGGCGGGUGCGGUGUUGAUUAAAUGUUAAUUCGGGUGGAUGCGGAUGGUUGACGACUUUUGUCAUGCGGUUGCGGAUGAAAUAAUUUAUACAUUAUAUGCAUGUCUGUAUAUGUAUGUAUAUAUAAAUGUGUAUAUUGUGGGGGCGGUAUGGCGUAGUGGGUAGAGCAACCGUGCCAGAAACCUGAGGGUUGCAGGUUCGCUCCCCGCCUCUUACCAUCCAAAAAAUCGCUGCCGUUGUGUCCUUGGGCGGGACACUUCACCCUUUGCCCCCGGUGCCACUCACACCGGUGAAUUGAAUGAUGAAUGAUAGGUGGUGGUCGGAGGGGCCGUUGGCGCAAAUUGCAGCCACGCUUCCGUCAGUCUACCCCAGGGCAGCUGUGGCUAUGAAAGUAGCUUACCACCACCAGGUGUGAAUGAUUGAUGGGUUCUACAUGUAAAGCGACUUUGGGUACUUAGAAAAGCGCUAUAUAAAUCCCAGUUAUUAUUAUUAUUAUUAUAUGUAUGUAUGUAUAUAUGUAUAGAUAUAUUAAAUAUAUAAUUAUAUAAUAUAUAUUUUAUAUAUAUAUAUAUAUAUAUAUAAUGUGUAUAUAUAUAUAUAUAUUAUAUAUGUUUAUAUAUUUAUAUAUAUAAAAUAAUUGUAUAAUUGAUAAUUAAUUACAUUAAUUUAAUUUCUAAAUUUUAAUUAAUAAACUGGCAAAAAAAAUGUUUGUGUAAUUCCAAAAAUAAUCUGAAAAAUUCCAUUUGUGCAUUUAUUAAAUCAGUCGGAAAUUAAUAAAUACAUUUGGUACAAAUGUUGGGCUUCUCUGCUUAGGCGGCUUCAACCCCCCCCCCCCCCCACCCCCGCUACUCAAUCUUGGAUAAGGAUAAGGAACGAGGGAAUAGAAAUGUUUCGGAUCAUAUUUUGGUUAUUGGACAAUUUACUAGAUUAAUUUACAUUUUAAUUAGUUAUUUAAUCAACAUUAUUUAUGUUUGGCAACAAAAAACAGCUGCUGAAUAUGAUAUACAUGUAAAUAUGAAUAUAAAUCAAUAUUACUGAAGCGCAAAUGUCUUAUUAUUGCUUUGUGUUGUUCUAUUUAGCAAGUUGAUUAUUAGUUAUUAAACGUGUGCAGAGGUGGGUAGUAACGCGCUACAUUUACUCCGUUGCAUCUACUUGAGUAACUUUUGGGAUAAAUUGUACUUCUAAGAGUAGUUUUAAUGCAACAUACUUUUACUUUUACUUGAGUAUAUUUAUAGAGAAGAAACGUAUAUAUGUAUAUGUACAGUAUAUGUAUAUAUAUAUGUAUAUAUGUAUAUAUGUAUAUAUAUAUAUAUAUAUAUAUAUAUUAUAUAUAUAUGAUAUGUGUGUGUAUGUUACUCAUCAGUUACUCAGUACUUGAGUAGUUUUUUCACAACAUACUUUUUACUUUUACUCAAGUAAAUAUUUGGGUGACUACUCCUUACUUUUACUUGAGUAAUAAAUCUCUAAAGUAACAGUACUCUUACUUGAGUACAAUUUCUGGCUACUCUACCCACCUCUGAACGUGUGUGUCACUCUUCCAAAUGCUGCCAUUUUUAAACGUAAUUAUCUGCCUUUGUUCGAAGUGCUUUUUUUUCCCCCUGCCAAAAUGUCAUCUUUUGUCCAAAAAUAAAUAAUACAAUUGGGAGGAAAAUGACUCUAUUGUAAAUAAAUCUAUUCAAUUGCAACUGUCAAAAACUGUAAUAUGAAAGCCUUGAUAUAUUUCAUUAUGUAAUAUGUUGAUUUCUAUGGCAAUAGAUAGAAACAGUGAUUAAACAUGUUCAAUUAUAUUUGAAUUACUGGAUAUUAUCCUUAUUUAAUUUUGGCACAAAAACGCUCCAUAAACUGGCUUUAUGUUAUACUUUUGCUCCCAGUUCACUCAUUGGGUGGUCUUAAUUUGUCAUUGGAAUGCUUUGUGUCAACUUUAAAACACACAAUUGUAAUACUGAAUGCUUUGUGUCAACUUUAAAACACACAAUUGUAUUAAUGAAUGGUUUGUGUCAACUUUAAAACACACAAUUGUAUUAAUGAAUGCUUUGUGUCAACUUUAAAACACAAUUGUAUUAAUGAAUGCUUUGUGUCAACUUUAAAACACACAAUUGUAUUAAUGAAUGCUUUGUGUCAACUUUAAAACACACUUGUAUUACUGAAUGCUUUGUGACAACUUUAGAAUACACAAUUGUAUUACUGAAUGCUUUGUGUCAACUUUAAAACACACAAUUGUAUUACUGAAUGCUUUGUGUCAACUUUAAAACACACAAUUGUAUUACUGAAUGCUUUGUGUCAACUUUAAAACACACAAUUGUAUUGAUGAAUGCUUGUGUCAACUUUAAAAUACACAAUUGUAUUACUGAAUGCUUUGUGUCAACUUUAAAACACACAAUUGUAUUACUGAAUGCUUUGUGUCAACUUUAAAAUACACGAUUGUA
Molecule: messenger RNA, 6269 nt
Organism: Nerophis lumbriciformis (worm pipefish)
Lineage: Eukaryota; Metazoa; Chordata; Actinopteri; Syngnathiformes; Syngnathidae
Gene: mapk13
Product: mitogen-activated protein kinase 13
Biological process (GO): protein phosphorylation
Molecular function (GO): MAP kinase activity; ATP binding
Source: RefSeq, a predicted model, not a curated record